Candidula unifasciata is the source of this 1254-nucleotide messenger RNA. Lineage: Eukaryota; Metazoa; Mollusca; Gastropoda; Stylommatophora; Geomitridae. The record is from the annotation of a GenBank genome assembly.
AUGGCCACCGUCAAGCUGAAAACGUCUAGCAAGCUGUUACUGUUACUUGUUGUCCUCUUGUGUUUUGUUUGUAAUUCGGGACAAGCCAGCGUCAAGUACCCCGUUGUUUUGAUCCCUGGCGAUGGAGGAUCGCAACUGGUGGCCAAACUGAACAAGACAACUAGCCCACAUUAUCUGUGCCGCAAGACCACGCCUGACUACGAAACAAUCUGGCUCAACUUAGAGGAGCUGUUGCCAGAAGUUCUAGAUUGUUUCGUUGAUAAUAUGAGGUUGUGGUAUGAUCCGAAGACCCGAAAAACUUUCAACACUCCUGGUGUGGAUAUCAAAGCCAGCGGAUUUGGGGGAACAGAGACUGUGGAGUAUCUAGACCCGAACCCUGUGUCACAUUUUUCCUCCUCCUUGUCAUAUUUCUACUACAUUGUCAGUGAUUUGGUUUCCAUUGGUUACGCUCGAGGCCUGUCAGUGAGGGGAGCACCAUUUGAUUUCAGAAAAGCACCAAAUGAGCUGGGCGAUUAUUUCAUCAGCCUGCAGAAGCUGGUCGAGGAAACCUACCAGAAGAACAACAACACCAAAAUUGUUGUGGUUGCUCACAGCAUGGGGAACCCCGUGUUUUUGUACUUUCUGAAUCGACAGCCUCAGUCGUGGAAGGACAAGUUUAUACAGUCGUUUGUGACGCUGGCGGGUGUCUGGGGGGGAGCUGUCAAACCACUAAGGCUCAUGUCUUCAGGUGACAAUCUUGGUGUCAUCAUUGUCAACACGCACAAGAUUCGCCCUCAGCAGCGCUCUAUGCCCAGCACUGCCUUUUUGAUGCCCAGUGCCCAGUUCUGGAAACCUUCAGAUAUUCUAGUCAAGACAUUUGAAAAAAACUACACUGUUGAAAACUACAAGGAAUUCUUCGCAGAUAUGAAUUUUACUGACGGAUAUAACAUGCGGGCCGACACUGAAAAUUUGGUGAGCAGUCUAACACCACCUCAGGUACCUGUCCAUUGCAUCCAUGGCUCAGGUGUUCCGACACCUGGCAUGUUGAUCUUUGGCAAAGGCCAAUUUCCGGAUACCUUCCCUAGCGAGAUUGAUGAAGAUGGGGACGGGACUGUAAACAUUCGCAGUCUCCUUGGUUGCUUGAGGUGGGUGGGCAGGCAGAAGUAUCCUGUCAUACAUACAGCCUUCAACGGAAGCGCCUCUGGGCACAUGUCGAUCAUGUCCAACAAAGGUGUCAGACAGUACAUCAUUGAUGUUGUGACAGGAAAAAGAUGA